Messenger RNA from Menidia menidia (Atlantic silverside), 1230 nucleotides. NCBI's taxonomy places the organism in Eukaryota, Metazoa, Chordata, Actinopteri, Atheriniformes, Atherinopsidae. The record is from the annotation of a GenBank genome assembly.
AUGUCGGAGAUAAAAGCUAAUAAAACCCAGUCUACUGCGACAGCGCGUAAAGUGACAGCUAAAAAGAAGAGGAAACAGUUUUGGAAAAAUCUUGACAUGAAAAAGCAAAAAUUUAAGAAAACAGCGCCUCCACAAAAAAGGCAAGAAAAAGAUGUAGCUCAGCCUAUUGCACCUCCAGAAGAUCCAAAGCUAUUCUCUUCCAACUGGAAAGCCUUACAAGAGGUCCUAAAGGCCACCCAGCCGGAGAAAAAGCACCCCGUAACACCAAAACAUCCAAAUGGCGGCUUCACGAAGAAGGCCAGUGAAAAUUAUUCUAAAAAUAAAUCCCAGCAAGUUUCUGCUCCCAAUCAGACGGACACUGAGAAAAAAGUGAAGCACAAAACUGGAGUGAACUUAAAGGCUCCAGCAGCCUCAGACACGCAGCAGCCUGUGGGCCCCAAAAGGAAAAAGGAGGGCCAAGAGUCAAACCACGAGCACGCGGCUAAGAAGAAGAAGUCACCUGUUGUUGAAGAGAAAAAGCUCACAGAAGAUGACCUUUGGUUUGACGAUGUGGAUCCCGACGACAUCGAGGAGACGAUGGGAGCAGAAGCAGCUGACAUCAUGAGGAGGAAGCAGGGCAUACAGAAGAACACACACACAGAAACCUCUCUGGUUAAGAAGAAUGCCUUUGAGGGUCUCACCCGAGCUGUCGCCGUCGACUGCGAGAUGGUGGGCGUCGGUCCGGGUGGAGAGGACAGCAUCGUGGCCCGCGUGUCCAUGGUGAACCAGUUUGGGAAAUGCAUCUAUGACAAGUAUGUGAAGCCCACAGAGAAGGUGACGGACUACAGGACAGCCGUCAGCGGGAUCCGACCCAAGGACAUCAAGGAUGGAGAGGACGUGCGGACAGUACAACGGGAGGUCGCCGAAAUCCUGCAAGGACGGGUGGUGGUUGGACACGCCAUACACAACGAUUUAAAGAUUUUGCUGUUGGAUCAUCCGAAAAAGCAAAUCCGGGACACUCAGAAGUAUAAACCCUUCAAGAGGAUUGUCGGGAGCGGUCGACCAUCGCUGAAAGUCCUGUGCCGAGAAAUUCUCAACGUGAAGGUCCAGCAGGGCGAACACUCAUCUGUCCAAGACGCGCAGGCCACCAUGCGGCUGUACACCCUGGUGAAAAAACAGUGGGAAGCGGAGAUUAAAGCCGGCAAGAUCAACAAAGACUCGGACAAAAAGAGCAAAAGAAAGCCCAAGUAG